Molecule: messenger RNA, 6919 nt
Organism: Cheilinus undulatus (humphead wrasse)
Lineage: Eukaryota; Metazoa; Chordata; Actinopteri; Labriformes; Labridae
Gene: ptpn21
Product: protein tyrosine phosphatase non-receptor type 21
Exons: 20
Coding region: 474-4196 (1240 amino acids)
Biological process (GO): protein dephosphorylation
Cellular component (GO): cytoskeleton
Molecular function (GO): protein tyrosine phosphatase activity
Source: RefSeq, a predicted model, not a curated record
UAGCUUUGGGGCUAAUUUUGAGCCAGUUAUAGUUAGCGAAAAGUAUCAAAACUAUAAACUAAAGCUUACAAUAAAAAGUUCUUCGCAGGUUAACUAUAUGCAAAACAUCUUGAACCACCUUCUUCAGAAGGUAGUAGUUUAUAAAGUUUGUAUAUGAAGUGUGUAGGUAAUAACAUGGAUGGACGGUUGACGUGUAUAGCAGCAGGGAUUUUGCAGUGUUGUGUCCGACAGUGGCAACUUGUGUAUUAAAUUAGGUCGCACUUGCCAGCAUUGGGACCAGACUAUUCACCGGUAGGGGAUUAAUCCAACCACAAGCUUGGGAAAUGGCUUCUGGCAAUGCCUAAUUUUCACAAGGUUUAUCUACACAUAAUGAACCUCGUGAUUAUGAACAUUGACAAAAGUUCUGAGGGGUCGACGUGGAGAAUAAUUUCUCUGGAGUGAGUGAAGAGCUCCCUCCUGAAGAAGUGUGAAACAUGCCCCUGCCAUUUGGCUUUAAACUCAAAAGAACUCGAAGGUAUACUGUUUCAAGCAAGAGCUGUCUUGUCACUCGGAUACAGCUGCUCAAUGGAGAGUUUGUUGAGUUUACGCUUUCAGUGGAGAGCACCGGGCAGGAAUGUUUGGAGGCAGUUGCUCAGAGACUGGAGUUAAGAGAGAUAACAUACUUCAGCCUGUGGUACUUCAACAAGCAGAACCAGCAGAGAUGGAUCGACUUGGAGAAGCCGCUGAAAAAGCAGCUGGACAAGUACGGGCUGGAGCCCACUGUUUACUUUGGAGUCGUGUUUUACAUACCCAGUGUCACCCAACUGCAACAGGAGAUCACAAGAUAUCAGUAUUAUCUGCAGCUAAAGAAGGAUGUUCUGGAGGGCAGGAUCUCAUGCUCACUUGAACAAGCUGUCCGUUUAGCUAGCUUGGCUGUGCAAGCUGACUUUGGAGACUUUAAUCGAUAUGACUCUCAGGAGUUCCUUCAGAAGUUUGUCCUGUUCCCUAUUGACUGGAUUCAGGAUGAACGAGUGCUGGAGGAGGCCACUCAGAAAGUGGCUCUUCUCUAUCAGUCCUUUAGGGGUUUGUCAGCCCCAGAGGCAGAGAUGUUGUACAUGCAGGAGGUGGAGAAGAUGGAAGGGUAUGGGCAGGAGAGCUAUCAAGCCAAGGAUAGCACAGGCACAGAUGUUACAUUGGGAUCCUGCCUCGAUGGCAUCUUUGUCAAGCAUAAAAAUGGCAGGCCACUUCUUCUAUUCAGGUGGAAUGAAAUUAACAACAUGAGUCACAACAGGUCCUUCUUUGCCCUGGAGCUAAACAACAGAGAGGAGAGUGUUCAGUUCCAGACCGAAGACAUGGAAACCUCCAAAUAUGUGUGCCGGAUGUGUCUGGCCAGACUCAAGUUUUAUAAGAUUAACAAGAGUAGUCUAGAGGAGUGUGACCCCCUGCCUUCUGAGGGCUCCCAGAAGUCCCUUCUCACUCUAUCCUUUCCUCGCUUUCCAAUGCUUUCUCGUCCCUCUCUGCCUUCUAAUAAGGGCCAAAGCCAGCCCACAGUCGUCAACCCUGUCAGAAGGAGAUCCUCUACUCGACUUUCUCUGCCGAAGCCUCAAGGCUACAUGAUGCCCCCUCCACAAAUGCACUACAACGGCCACUUCACAGAGCCGUACACAUCAUCACAAGACAACCUUUACAUGAACAAUCAGAACGGUUAUUAUUACCACUCCCAGACCAGCCUGGACUGCUCUCCUCUGGAGUACGGUAGUGGAGGGCGUUUACGCAAUGGCAGUGUGUACAGCGCCCACAGCACGAGCUCCCUAACCAAUCCUCAACACUACCUUCAACCCUCUCCCAUGUCCUCCAACCCCUCUAUCACCAGUGACAUCACCAGGCCUGACUACAUCCCCUCACACCGCCACAGUGCUCUGAUUCCUCCUUCUUAUCGUGCCACGCCUGAUUAUGAGACGGUGAUGCGUCAGAAGUCCCGAGGUGCAGGCGGGGGGAUGGUUUUGUCUCAGGAGCACCGGCAGAGCCACUCAAUGAGGAAUCUUAACAUCGGAAACUCCUACGCAUACAGCAGACCCGACCCACUGGUUUACAGCCAGCCUGAGAUCAGAGGAGAGCAUGGUGGAGCAGCUCAGCACCACCAUUACCCCUUCCAUCUGGGCUCAAGCUUCCACAGCCCCUCCCCAUACCCCUAUCCCACAGAGAGGAGGCCUGUGGUGGGAGCUGUUAGCGUCCCAGAGCUCACUAAUGUCCAGUUACAGCAGGCGCAGGAGUAUCCAGCUCCUAACAUCAUGAGAACACAAGUGUACCGGCCACCGCCACCCUACCCCUAUGCCAAUCCUCGGCCCGCUAACAGUACCCCUGACCUGUCGCGCCACCUUUACGUCAGCAGCAGUAACCCUGACCUGAUUACGAGACGUGUGCAUCACUCGGUCCAGACUUUCCAGGAGGACAGCCUUCCUGUUGCACACUCUUUACAGGAAGUGUCAGAGCCCCUUUUCAGUGGACCUCCACACAGACACCCGUACCAUGCUCAGAAGCGUAACUCCAUCGAGAUCGCUGGAUUAGCUCAAAGUCUGGAGGGGAUGAGGGUCAAAGAGCGGACUGUGUCUUCUUCUGCUCCUGAACCAGCCACACCUCCCCCAGUCCUGCACGGUCGCCAAUCUCAGGGCUCUCAGCUCAACGUCUUUCUGGAACGUGCUAAGACGGAGGACAGGGGAACCAUUAAAGAAGACGUACACUACGGGCACAAAAAGUCCCUUUCUGAUGCCACCAUGCUGGUCCACAGUAGCGGGGAAGAACAGGAGUUUGAGGAGGACAGUGGGCGUCACACUCCACUUUCUCAGGAUGCAAUUGCAGCAACUCUUCCAGAGCAGACGUCACAACCACAUCACAGCUUGACAUCGUUCUCUUCUCUGACAAAUCAGCAACAGACUCCCAUGGAGCCACCUCCUGCAUAUCCCAUAGGAUCCUCUCUUGACCCCGCCAUUACAAGCUCCAUGUCCUAUAAAGUUCACCCCUUAAUCCAGGAGGACGAGCCUCUGUAUCUACUGUCAGAUUUAAGACAGCCUAGGAUUAUGCCCUCUGUCUCUGAGGGAGACCUGAGUGGACAAGCCAAGCAGAAGACCAAAAAGGACUUCAAGAAGAGGCCUGUGUCUGAUGUGCCUGCUGGGAAGAAAACUGUGGAAGGUUUACCCCCUCCGGGCAUGAGGAAAGGAGCCAGGUCAGAGGUGAAGAAGAUGGGCCCUCUGAAGGUGGCCCACCUCAACGGCCUGUCGGUGUCAAGGCAGCCGAUAAUCGACGAGUUCAAGGACGAGCCCGAACGAGCCUCGAAUGACGAGAGGUGUAAAGUGCUGGAGCAGCACAUGGAGAGGGGCGAGGUGCUCAAAGAGUACGAGAGUAUCCCAAAGAGACGUUCAUCAGGGGAUUGCACCAUCGCCCAGCAGCCAGAGAGUGGAGACAAAAACCGCUUCCAGGAUGUCUUGCCUUAUGACGACACCCGAGUGGAACUGGUGCCCACUAAAGAGAAUAACACAGGAUACAUUAAUGCGUCACAUAUUAGAAUAACAGUGAGUGGACAGGAGUGGAGCUACAUCGCUACGCAGGGUCCGAUGUCAAACACCUGUCAAGACUUCUGGCAGAUGGUGUGGGAACAGGGUGUCUCUAUCAUUGCCAUGGUAACAGCUGAAGAGGAGAGUGGCCGAGAAAAGAGCUUCAGGUACUGGCCCAGGCUCGGCUCACGACACAACACUGUGACAUACGGCCGCUUCAAAAUCACCACACGGUUCCGCACAGAGUCAGGCUGCUAUGCCACCACAGGGCUGAAGAUCAAACACCUCCUGACGGGCCAGGAGAGGACGGUGUGGCAUCUGCAGUACACAGACUGGCCUGACCACGGCUGUCCUGAGGACUUCAAAGGCUUCCUCACCUACCUGGAGGAGAUCCAGUCAGUGAGAAGACACACAAACAGCAUCAGUGACCCAAAGAACACAAACCUCCCUGUGCUGGUCCACUGCAGUGCUGGAGUGGGACGGACGGGGGUGGUCAUCCUGUCUGAGAUCAUGAUCGCGUGUCUGGAGCACAAUGAGGCGCUGGAUGUCCCAAAAUUCCUGGCGAAGCUGCGCGCUCAGAGGAUGAUGAUGGUUCAGACCUUGUCCCAGUACACCUUCAUCUACAGGGUCCUCAUCGAAUACCUCCGUAACUCCAGGCUCAUAUGAGCCUAGCAUCCUCUAACAUCACAGUCAUUAUACACCCCUGUAGGAGGGAGAUUCCUGCAGGUUUCUGUCAGACUGCUCUGUGAGGAUGCAGCUGUGUAAACCUCAGUUUAUGGAAGUGUUAAAUCCAAGGCUGAUGGAAUGAUGUGUGGAUAUUUAAGAAUGAAGUGUUACCACAUGAAGGAGCAUAAAGACUUCUCUUUGAACAGUAUUAUAUUAUUUUUACAGACAUUAUUGCUUGAUAAACCCCAGCACUUUUACAGUUCUCUGCUGUACAUACUGAACCAAUGUUAAGCUGCAUUAAAAUAAUUUUUAUAAAAGACCCUUGCAUUAACAGCUAGUCCAAGCAUUUGGAUACCAAGAGGUUAUCUUAAAUGUUAGUGUGAACGCACUUCAGUCAGUUUGACACCAGAUAACUCAGACUGCAUAUGGAGGUGGUCUGGGAGGCCUUCAUACAUUUUAGUUUGGUAGUGUAGAUGCUAUGACAUUAAAGACUGUGCUGUCGACUGGCAAAAUCUUCAGCAUCCACUUGUAAAUGUGGGUUGUUUACAUAUGCCUGCCAAGAUUCUGUGAAACCUUGUGAGGCUGUUGGACAGGCCAGCAGGUGUGUGGUCUCUACUGGUCUCACGCUCUGGCUGGGUCCUCUGGUAUGUUGGCUCACAGAAUUAUGAGACAAAUAAUUUGAAAUUGUCUCUUUGUCUGUGUCUUUUUAAAAUUGUUUAAGAUUUGAAAAUCUUUGAGUCUGUGGCCAGCCUAAAAAGUAUUACUUGAUUAGGAUCUUAACUGUGGGACUCUGGCUGAGAAAACGGCUUCAUCUGGUCUGAUUUUCUUCCACACAAUCAGCUAUUUUUGUCUUAAUAAUCUCAAACAUCAAAGUUUUGGCUUGUGCAAGUUUAUGGGUUUCGAAGUUAAAAAAAAAAAAUCACGUUUUUAAAAAUAAUUAAAAAUCAAGUUUUUGAAUUAUUAACUUGAAAAUUUGAGCUUUUGUCUUGAAAAUGAACAGAUCUUUAUUAUUUAGUUUGCAGAGUGGCCCUUGAACGCUGUUGUAAUGAAGGCUAAUGCUGGCAUUUCUGAGCAGUGUUCAAGCCACAAAGCUUCUUCUGAGUCAUUGAGGGAUGAAAAACUUCUAAGUUGUGGUUAUUACAUUUUUGAAGCACAGUAGUUUAAUCAUGUUGCUGCCACUCUAAUCUACUACCAUUCUCUUUUGGGGUUUGUUUUCACCUGGAGAGUGGGACGUAUCAUUGGACUGCUCUUAUUUAUUGCAGUUUGUCGCUGAAGACUCACACCUAUGAAGUGCAGUAAUCUUGGUAUCCAAAUAUUCAAAACGGGUCUUAAUGCAAGGUGUGAACAACCUCAUAUCUGUAGAGGAAACUGUUUUCUAUUGACAAAGGUCACUUUUUAAAAUAACUAUUUUGGGAAUGCUGUAAGGUGAAGAUAAGAAAGAAGAAAGUGUCUACAGAAAUGAAGAUGGAGUAAGCUCAGAAUAAUCAGUGUUUAAUGAAGGUUUGAGAGCAGAAGGUUGUUGCAUUUUUAAGACAGAUGGGUCAGAUCCUGAAUUUAUGCUCAGAAUAUGAAGGUUUACCUAUAUAUAAUCCCCAUGCUGUUAUGGGCAAACAUAUAGAAAAUCUGUCAUAAUAACACUAAAAUGGAGGGUAAAUGUUAAUUUAGAAAGUGAAGAGCUGUUAAGUUUUACUAACACUGGAUUGAUGGGGAGGCACAGGUUUAAUAACAGAGAAGGUUUUUGAUUUAAACCAGAAAACUUAUUUUAUACCUGACCCUUUCCUCACUUUUUAUGACUGUAAUGGAGAGCUGCAUUUAAGAAAAGUCAGCAUAAUUUAAAAUAUUCUGUCAAGACAAAGUGCCUACGUUUCUGCAUUGUAAAUCUGAAAGAGCUAUGUACUUUCCCAUAUAUGAAGGAUUUAAAGGACUUUUCCUUAUUCAGUCAUUUAUUGUCUGUUUGAUUGCAGUGAUUUUUUUUUAAGUUGAUCAAAUAAUUUGAGACCAAUCCCUGCAGAAAGCACAAGGAUUGCAAUCAGAUGUGAUUAUAACUCUUGUAACUGAUUUUGCCCUACAAAGUUAUGACUGGUAUUUUAUUUUGUAUAUAAACUUGGUAAGGGUCUGUUUUGACAGUAUUCAUAUUAAACAGUGCCAGCUGUGGUGCUCAGUGUGAAGCAGAGAUAGAUCACUGGAGCUCGACGCGGUCUGUCUGCUGCAGCUCCAGGGUGGUUUUUAGGGCGUAUGAAAUUUCCCUCUGCAGAACUAAUGCUUACAAACAAACACGGCAAAGUUUACAUCAACUAACAUAUCAUUCAUUUAAGCACCAGCUUCAGUUCUAAUGUGGCCAAAGAGAAGUGAUCGUCCACCCCUCGUUUGUCUCAUGAUGAUGAUUUUCUUGUUUGUGUCAGACACAAGGGCACUGAUCUUAACUGGAGAAAAAAACUGUCAAGACUGACGUUAAAAUCAACUUGUACUGGAUCGCUUUGUUGAAUCUGCUUCAGGGUUUCUGUUUAUAAGAAACUGAGUCUUAUUUCAGUGAAUGAGAUUUUUGUGGCCAAGGUGUGACUGUUUAGUCCAUGUACAGCUCUGUUGUUUAUAAUGUACACAUGUAAAGUUCUGCUUUUAUGAAUAUUGUUACUGUACAAACGAUGUAUAAACUGUAUGUACUGAACUAAAAUGGUUUGACAUUGAAAAAAACAAGUGUAGAAAUCUCAGACAAGAAUAAAUCA